Molecule: messenger RNA, 2484 nt
Organism: Betta splendens (Siamese fighting fish)
Lineage: Eukaryota; Metazoa; Chordata; Actinopteri; Anabantiformes; Osphronemidae
Product: cytochrome P450 2K1-like
Exons: 9
Coding region: 713-2281 (522 amino acids)
Biological process (GO): xenobiotic metabolic process
Cellular component (GO): intracellular membrane-bounded organelle; cytoplasm
Molecular function (GO): heme binding; iron ion binding; oxidoreductase activity, acting on paired donors, with incorporation or reduction of molecular oxygen, reduced flavin or flavoprotein as one donor, and incorporation of one atom of oxygen
Source: RefSeq, a predicted model, not a curated record
AGCCAGUCAUUCCGUAGCUUGGACUGUGUUGGGUUUGUGGCUUUUAUUGCCUGGCUCCUCACUGGGAACGUCUUUACCUGUGGCUGGAGCCAGACCUUCUGAAGGGUGCGCCAUUAAAGGGGACUCCAUGUAAACCUGCUUAUUAUGUUCUUUAAUAUGUUUAAGAUUGUGAUCAGAAAACAUGAAGGAGCUAAAAGAUCUGUAUCUAUUCUAUUCUAUCUAUUCACAAACCCUAUAAAUAGAUACAAAUUAUCCUUUUAUCUUAUCACAGAAUUUGUUGACAUAGUUUUGGUACAUGAUCUGACAUGUUUACACGUCCCAACACAGUUUUACUGCAUUCCUAUUGGCUGGUGUAAUUCUGUCUUAAUUGUCAAGUUUCACUCCUUUUUAGGCCUCAUUCCAAUUCUAAGCAGACUUAGCUUCCCCUCUCAACAGGUGACUUAAACAGUUACUGGUACUGUUACCUCUGAAUUGAAUUUAGCCUGUUUAGAGGCUUUGGGCUGAUUUGUUUUUACAAUUUCCUGAAGAGCUGAGGAAGGUGUUGUGAUUUAAUCUGAGUAGCAUGUCUUUGAAGGCGUGUUCUCAGUUCAUUGUUCCACCCAGAUGAGGGCUCCAGAAAUGCAAAACAAUCCACCUUCGCUGUUAUGUCUUCAUUUUACUGAGGAACCUUGUAAGUUCCCUCAGAGCUCAGGUGGAUCCCAAGACUCAACAGAUGCUGCUGCUCUUGUUCUCAGAUCAACCUAGUGACAACACACAAGAAAUGUCUCUCUUGGACCAUUUGACUCUUUUGUUCCAUUGCAGUCCCACCACUCUGCUGGGGACUGUUGCUGUCCUGUUGCUGCUUUAUUUGGUCUCCAAUAGUUUUUUCUCAGAGGAAACCAGGAGAGAGCCUCCAGGACCCAGACCUCUGCCUUUGUUAGGCAACCUGCUGCAGCUUGAUCUUAAGAGGUUCUACAGAACCCUCAUGGAGCUUUCAAAGAAAUAUGGAUCUGUAUUUACCGUUUAUCUUGGACCCAAAAAAGUGGUGGUACUGGCUGGAUACAAAACAGUCAAAGAAGCACUGGUCAGCUAUGCUGAAGAAUUUGGAGACCGAGACGUUGCUCCAAUAUUUAUGGAUGUGGAUCAUGGCCAUGGGAUUGUGUUUGCCAAUGGGGAGUCAUGGAAGGAGAUGAGACAUUUUGCUGUGUCCACCCUAAGAGACCUUGGGAUGGGAAAGAAAACAGCUGAGGACUUGAUCUUAGAAGAGUGUCAACAUCUGCUCCAAAUGUUUGAAACACAAAAAGCUAAUGCCUUUGACACAGCUCAUGCACUCUAUCACGCAUCAUCCAACAUUAUCUCGUCAAUUGUGUACGGAAGUAGAUUUGAAUACGAUGACCCACGAUUUAUACGUAUGGUAGAACAAGCCAAUGAGAAUUUAAGAAUUGGAGGGUCUGUGUCAGUCCAGAUUUAUAACAUGUUUCCCAAACUGGCUGGUUGGGUGAAAAACAGACAGCUGGCACUAAAAAAUUUGGAGAGCACUGUCAGAGAUGUCAAAACUUUAAUUCAGCAGCUGAAAGAAACACUGAACCCCAACACAUGCAGGGGGCUGGUGGACUGUUUCCUGACACGCCAGCAGAAAGAAGAGGACUCUCAUGUCUUGGACUCACAUUACCACGAGUCAAAUCUGAUUUCUACAGUGACCAAUCUGUUUGUUGCUGGUACUGACUCCACAGCAACUACACUGAGAUGGGCUUUGCUGCUUAUGGCCAAAUACCCACAUAUACAAGAUCAGGUCCAGGAGGAGCUGAGCAGGGUGGUGGGAAGCCGCUGCGUCCGGGUGGAAGACCGCAAGAACCUGCCGUACACUGAUGCCGUGAUCCAUGAGACCCAGAGGCUGGCCAACAUUCUCCCCCUGUCUGUCUUUCACAAAACCAGCCGGGACAUCACCUUCCAGGGCCACUUCAUCAAAAAGGGGACGGCAGUGAUUCCCCUCCUGACGUCUGUCCUGUAUGAUGAGAGUGAAUGGGAGACUCCCCACACCUUCAACCCUUCUCACUUCCUGGAUGACCACGGUAGAUUUGUGAAGAGAGACGCCUUCAUGCCCUUCUCUGCAGGUCGCCGGAUGUGUCUCGGAGAGAGCCUCGCCAAGAUGGAGCUGUUCCUCUUCUUCACCUGCCUCCUGCAGCGCUUCCGCUUCACUCCUCCACCUGGAGUCACGGAGGUGGAACUGGAUCUGACACCAGCUGUGGGCUUCACUAUUGCUCCUGUGCCACAUAAGCUGUGCGCUGUCCCACGCAGCUGAUUAACAGCUGGAUCACUGCAACAUUUGUCUCCAUUAGUAAUAAGGGCUGAUUAUCAACAAUGUGUUGGGGUUUUAGAUUGUAGCCAAAUAUUAAGUGUGUGUGUGUUUUAAUGUCAAACUGCAGCUGUUUAUACUUAUUGUAAAUAUACAAGGCUGCGUGUUUAGCCUCUAAUCAAGUCAUAUUAAACUAUAUUCCAACACUC